CUGCUAGCCAGGGUUGAGAUUUCAGUAUCGCCAGUAGGUCAGCAUCAAGGACGCCACACGAAUAGUAAGAUAUCAAACUCCCCGGAUAUCGUUCAUCGAAUCAUCCCGAAUACCAAGUGGUCCACAUGACACCCCGUCAAGCAACCACCAUCCAGCAGCAUGGAGAAAUCCACACUCAUCCACAAGAGACAUAUGGCGAGGGAGAAGUAUUGCUGAGAAUUGGAAAUGGCGGUGCCGGCGCCACAGGCUUGAUACGAGCUCUGGCAGAAGACUAUUUGGCCUCUCUGGACCGACCAGGCUCCAUCCAGUGGAUCUGCAACCACUCGAGAAACACCCAGCUGGCCUUGUUUCACGGACACGUGGACCUUGCCCUCACUUACGAGCGCGAACAAGAGGAGAUCGCUGUUGCCGAGGGAUGGGCCCGGGGCGAGGGGGUGGUAUUCCACGACCAUUUCUGCUUAGCUGGCCCGCAAGAUGAUCCAGCACGCGUCAGUCAAGCGCCGUCAAUUGAGAAGGCCUUUGAAGCGAUUGCUGUCGCUCAAGCGACCUUCCACAAUCGAUCCGAUGGUUCAGCAACCAUGUGGAAAGAACGUGGGCUCUGGAACCAGUGCCAUCGCCAGCCAUGGGAGGAUGCCGAUGCAGCCUGGUACCAGAGCUUUUUGCAUACGCCAGCGGAAGCAGUAGCUGAAGCCAACAUCGCGGGCGCAUAUCUCCUCUCCGACCGAUCCACCUUUCUGACCAUGGCAUCUCAGGGCCGCGUCGAUAAUCUGAGAGUCUUCUUUGAGCCAGAUCAUCCGCAUGAUAUUUUGAUGAACUCCUGCUAUGCUUUAACCAGUCCGCAUGCAUCCAGCGAGGUUGCUCAGCGGGUUGCGUCUUUUCUCACGUAUCUGAAGUCUCCACGGGGCCAAGAGAUUGUUGGGCGAUAUGGAUGUGAUAAAGUUGGAUUGCCUUUGUUUGCUUCACUUAAUGAGGGAUAUGCUAGGGCAAAGUUGGCGGGGAAAUCUCACGAGGCUGAUUGGCACACGAAGAGCAGCACGAUGGAGAAGCUCUAGCCUGAUUGGAAUGCUACGGGGUACAUUGUCCUUGCUUAAAUUUAUAACCCAUG
Aspergillus ibericus CBS 121593 is the source of this 1105-nucleotide messenger RNA. RefSeq lists its product as uncharacterized. Lineage: Eukaryota; Fungi; Ascomycota; Eurotiomycetes; Eurotiales; Aspergillaceae. The coding region runs from base 126 to 1052 and encodes 308 amino acids. The record is from RefSeq and is a predicted model, not a curated record. The transcript is spliced from 3 exons.